CGCCACUUCACAUCGCAUUCCUAAUCAUAGAUCGCAAUUUGCAACGCUCUAAUCGAUGGCGGCAGCUCUAUCGUGACGAUCUAUGCUACCACUCGACCUGCUUGCACUGCAAUCGAGUGCUUGGCGGUUCUCCGCGCGCUAAAUAGCAGCUCCCAUCUGUUCAUCGUUACAGGACCCUUUGGUUGCUGACAUUGAUGAGGCCGCAUGACGACAGGCCGAGAAACAGACGAUGAGCCAUGAUCCUUGAGUGUAACAAAGGCCUUCAGCAACUUUCAAAAUCAGCGUUAGAUACACCCGCAAGAUGGUCGCCGGGUUCGCUGGGGCACCCGUCAGCAAAGGCGCGAUCAUGCUAGUUUGUUUCAGCUCUCUGCUCACAUCGACCCUCAGCUGGAAGCAAUAUGUACACCUGCAGAUCGUGCCACAUUUAACUGUGUACCGUCAGUACUGGAGGAUCUUUGCCCACUACUUUUGCUUCACCGACAGUGCGGAUCUUUUCCUAGGCCUCAUACUAAUUUACCUAUGUUUCCGGGAGCAAGAAAGACGGCUCGGCAGCACCCAAUUCUUCGUCAUGCUCCUGCGUAUAUGGGCACUCCACGGUGCUAUACUCUUCGCCAUUCUGAGGGCUCUCGUUGCCAUCACCAACACGGUGCUUUUACUCGACUCUCAUGCCUACCCGGUACUUACGCACGGUUUCGCUACAAGCGGCCCUUAUCCUAUCACUAUUGUCGUUCUGCUCCACCAGAUGCAGACCUCCCCUGGCCUAUGGACGGUCCAAGUCGGACCCGCUCAGUUCGACGAGAAAGCCAUACAGGGUCUUCUCUCCCUCUUGCUUGCCUUCUCUCGCAGUGGCAAUGUGCUUGGCAGCUGCAUAGCAGUUGCAAUCACUCCCCUCUGCUUACCAUGGCCGCGAGGUACAGAUGGAAAAGCAUGUAGCACUGAACUGCGGUUCAGGCGCCAAGGAGGCGCUUUCGCGCGAUUGUCUGCCAGUAUGACCUCUUUGCUGUCGUUUCUGCUGCUGCAACGCGUCUCGCGAGCUGUGGUGCAUAGCCUGCAAGUAGCCGCCUUGAAUCUGAUUGGGAACACUCGCAAGCCGCCUAGAAGCAGUCGAGCAGAGCGGCGGCGGGACCCCACCCUCUCUGUUCCAGCACCAUUGCCGCAACUCAGCUCCAACUUCUCGUUUAACAUGCCCCGGUUCCAAAUACGUCGACCGGGCGGCGCGGCUGCUCAAACCCAUGCGAACCUUCCGGAUGGCGUGCAACAUUUUCUCCCUGUGACUGCCACAUCUGGGCGACCACCGAACAUAGCUGCGCCAGAUGCUUAUGAUGAUAACGCUCGGGACUAUGUGCCGCCAGCGGCAUUACCGGAUGGGCAACUGCACAUCGAGCCUCCCCCUGCAUCCGGUAUUCGCAGCAUCUUCCGUAAUUCACUUCCUGAUCCAGUGAUGCCUCGCAGCCCGUCCGCAUCAGCAGUAGACCCACCGUGGGAGCAGCACAUCGCGGUGCUGCAAGAUGCAUUCCCUUUGCAGUCGCACGAGUCGGUUGUACAAGCAUUGCAAGAAAGCAAUGGAUCCUAUGCACAGGCAGUGGAGCGCUUACUGUCCUCUUGAACUUGAGGUGACGCUGAAAUGCGCG
Molecule: messenger RNA, 1631 nt
Organism: Tilletiaria anomala UBC 951
Lineage: Eukaryota; Fungi; Basidiomycota; Exobasidiomycetes; Georgefischeriales; Tilletiariaceae
Exons: 6
Coding region: 302-1606 (434 amino acids)
Molecular function (GO): ubiquitin binding
Source: RefSeq, a predicted model, not a curated record